Bursaphelenchus xylophilus (pine wood nematode) is the source of this 3140-nucleotide messenger RNA. NCBI's taxonomy places the organism in Eukaryota, Metazoa, Nematoda, Chromadorea, Rhabditida, Aphelenchoididae. The record is from the annotation of a GenBank genome assembly.
AUGACAGGUGGUAUUCCAGGGUCUGCAAGUCAGUCGGACUUAAAGCGUAAGCUGCAAAUUAAUCUCGGCGUAGAAACCGAAGUCAUCAACAUUAAAAGGAUACCAUAAUCAUAGCUCCAGUGCGGUCGAGAAAAGAGUUAUAGAAGUUUGAACUGGACCAUGUCUCGGCCCCUUCCACCCGUCUGAAAAAAUAAUCUGAACAGCACAGGAAAAAACAAUUUAUUUUGAGAAAAUCAAAGCAUUUGAGGUCGAAAACACGAUUUUACACUACGUGCUACAAUCCUGUGUAGGCUGAAACGAGGUAUUUCGUGUUUACCGCACGUUCAUAAAAAAUAAACGCUCCGAGCUGCGCCCGCAUUUCGCAGUCUGCUAAAAGAACGGCCGCAACUAGCAAUAAAUUUCUUCCACGCGGAAAUUUUUUAUACGUCAAAUAGCUCGUCUACUCAAUUUCUAUUCGUGUUAUCGAAUAUUUCCGGUUAUAUUCGUUUUUUUCGCAGUCGGGCACCUUAUUGUAUUGUUUUAGAGAUGAUCGAGCUUUUUGCGAUUUUCGGCAAGGGCGGUCUGGUGCUUUGGUGCUUCAAGGAAGGCCAAAACCUUUUCAAGGAGGCCGUCAACAAUUUAAUUAGCGACGUCCUGCUACAAGUGAGUUUAGGAAGUUUGCAUUGAAAUUCUUCUGAUUUUAGCAACGUAAUGUUGGGGUGUUUAAAUGGGAGGACGUUUCCAUCAAGUACAAGCUGGACAACGAGUUUGAUUUGGUGUUUUUAGUAAGUUUAGAGUAAAAAGCAUGUUUGCGGAGGUGUUGGGAGUUUGUUUUCCUUAGUCUUCAAAUCUUCCGACACUGACCAAUUUUUUAAACCUACCUAAAAUAAUAUAAAUCUCGGUUUUUCAGGUAGUCUACCAAAGUGUUGUCCAAAUGUCGUAUGCCGACAAACUGCUAACAGAAGUGAAUCUUAGGUUCCGAGAUCUUUACAAGAAUGUUUUGAAUACCGACGCUAUGUUGGCGAAAGGCCCGCGGACCUUCAGCGGAUUUGGAAAGGAAUUCCCGAAGUAAGGUUUUGAUAUUUUUGACCGGCUUAUUGUAAAAUAAGUGGUCUAUUUUUUGAUUUAGGAUAUUGGAAAGAGUUGAGCUUGAAAACGCCAAGUCCGGGAAUAAGAAGCCGAAGACUUAUCAAGAAUCGGAGAAAUCAAAGAAAACCGUUGCUUCGUUGAUUGAAAAGCCUGCUAAUAAUGUCGAAGCGACCAAGGGAAAAAAGAAGUAAGUAUAUUCCUUGCUUGCAUCGACUGUGACUUCCUAUUUUACACUUUCGAACGGAAAGUUUAUUUUUUAUUGUUAUAUUUUUUUGCUAUUUUCAGAGUUGUUGAUGUUUCUCCAGGCUCCCCGCGCUCUGGACUUUCCGAAGAAGAUGAGGAUAUUCUCAAGAACCGCGAGGCUUUCUUUAAUAAAAAGAAGAAGACGUAAGUGUCAUUUGCAAUAUAAGUUUCUUUAAAUUUAGUGUGGAAAAGACCCCUGAAAAGAGUGAGAAGGGCAAAGGAGGCAAGAAAGGAAAGGCUGCCAGAAUCUGGGACCUCUCCGGUGGAAAACAAGACCAAGCCGUCCUGGAUUACAGUAGCCCCGAAGCGGAAAAUGGAAAGAAACCUCGAGAAGAUGUGGAGGCCGAGCAGAUUUACAUGGAGAAUGUGAGUUGUUUAGAAGGGUUUUAAUGUAGUAUAAUGUGAAUAAUAUUUUUUCGUACCUAAAAAAUAUUAUUUUAGGUGGGAAUGGUCGGAAAAUUCAAAGGAGAUCUCCCAGGGCUGGACGAAAACGAAUAUGAGGUUGAAGACUUGACCAUGGAUGAAGUUGAAGCCAAACCAGAGAAAAAGGGAUGGCUUUCGUCCCUAACUUCGCUGGUUUCCAACAAGAAAUUGGAAGAGAAGGAUGUGGAACCUGUCUUGGAGAAUUUGAAGACCAAUUUGAUUCGUAAGUCGAUUUUUUUGUUCUUUUUGAAGUUUAGGCAGCAUGAAGAAGGUCUGGAAAGGUUAUGGAAGAAAAUUUUGAUACAAUCGAACAAAGGCUCAUAAAUUUUGCUUUCCAGAGAAGAACGUCGCCACCGAGCCGGCCGAAAAGAUCUGCGAAUCAGUCGGAGCGAAGCUGGUCGGCAAAGUUGUGAGCUCCUUCAGCCGCGUCCAGACCAUUGUCCGCGAGGCCAUGCGUGAAUCCCUGGUCCAACUUUUGACCCCCAAACGCCGUGUCGACAUUCUACGUGAUAUCAUGCACGCCAAGUCCGAAAAUCGCCCAUAUGUCAUCGUAUUCUGUGGAGUGAAUGGAGUCGGAAAGUCGACGAAUCUCGCUAAAAUCACCUUCUGGUUGAAUGAAAACGGCCAUAAUGUUCUGAUUGCGGCUGGUGAUACCUUCCGUGCUGGUGCCGUAGAACAGCUCAGAACCCAUUGCAAAUAUUUGAACAACCUCCAUCCGGAAAGUGUUCAACUUUAUGAGCAGGGAUAUGGUGGAGAUUCGGCGAAGUUGGCCAAAGCAGCCAUUCAGAUUGCCAAGGAAAGAAAGAUUGAUGUGGUUUUGGUCGAUACGGCCGGUAGAAUGCAGGAUAAUGCGCCUCUGAUGGCCGCGUUGAGCAGUGUAAGUUGAAAUUUGGGGAUGAAAAAAGAAUUUUGGAAUUUUUGUCUAGUGUAAUUUAAAAAAAUUUCGGGAAGUUCAAAAAUUUGAUUGAAAAUGAUGUUUUCAUUACGAAUAUGAGGUCAAACUGUUGAAUUUUCAGCUGAUCCACACUAAUAACCCAGAUAUGGUACUCUUUGUCGGCGAAGCCUUGGUCGGAAACGAAGCCGUCGACCAGCUCGUCAAGUUCAACCAAGCUCUGGCAGACCAUAGCGCAGUCCGCGAGAACCCAAGACUCAUCGAUGGAAUCGUUCUUACCAAGUUUGACACAAUUGAUGAUAAAGUAAGACCAACUUUUUUACUUGCUCACCAAGUAUAAUAUGAGAUUUGAUGUGGUUUAUUUUGGUAUUAAUACUGCCAUUUUUAGGUCGGCGCUGCCGUUUCCAUGACCUACAUCACUGGUCAACCCAUUGUCUUUGUCGGCACCGGCCAAACCUACACCGAUCUGAAGAGUUUGAACGCGAACGCCGUGGUGAACUCACUGUUGAAAUAA